UAUAUAUAUCAUCUUCCUCUUCAACUCUUUAUACUCAAAAAAUCUUAGUUAACAAAUGGCGGACUGGGGUUUACAAGCUGUCAUCAGACCUAAAGAAUAUGAUCAUCAACAUCUUGAUCACAACAACUUAUUUGGAUCCAUUGAUACCAAGAAAGAAUAUGAUCAAGCUCUUCUCUUUUGUUACCCUCAUCUCUUUGAUAAUAAUCAUCAUCAUCAUCAUGACCAUGUUGUUACAGAUGAAGUUGACCAACUUUACAAGCCUGUUUAUCAGACCAUUGAUCAUCAUCAUGGUUUUGAUCAAGAAAUUCAACAAGAUCAAGAGCAAGAUAUCAAGAAUUUUUGUGGGUCUGCUCCUAAAACCUCCCAGCUUGCACCAAAGCUCAAAAAAAGGAAGAAUCAACAAAAGAGGGUGGUGGUUCAAGUAACAGCCGAUGGGUUGUCUUCAGAUCCAUGGGCUUGGAGAAAAUAUGGUCAGAAACCAAUCAAAGGCUCAAUCUAUCCAAGAAGCUAUUAUAGAUGUAGUACUUCAAAAGGUUGUAUGGCAAGGAGACAAGUUGAGCAAAGUUGCACUGAUUCAAGCAUCUACAUUUUAACCUACACCGCGGAUCAUAACCACUCGCAACCUACUCGUCGCAAUUCCUUAGCUGGAAUCAACCGUAGUAAUCGAGUCAAGGCUAUCCCAAAGAGUCCCACCAGUAGUGACUGUGGCAAAACUGUCACAAUAUCAAAAGACUCCCCCUUUCACUCUCCUACAACCCUUUCAGUCUCAUCUAUUGAAGAUGAAGUCCUCCAACAUUCAAACAUCACACACGAGACAACAUUUUACAAUAAGUUUGACAAUAAUCAAGGACUAGAUAUGAUGCCAGCAAUCAAUGACAACGACUAUAUGGUUUUUAGUGACGAUUUCUUCGACGGUUUGGAGGAUUUGGGAGGGUAUAAAAUGGAGUCAUCGUCGACGAAACAAUUUCUUCAUGUGUUUUGUUAGUAUGUGAAUGUAUAUGUUAAGUUGUUUUUUUUUUUUUCUAUUUUGUUUUGUAAAUUUUUAAUAGGUGUUAAUUAAAGUUCAGUAUAAGAUUUUGAUUUUUA
Helianthus annuus (common sunflower) is the source of this 1086-nucleotide messenger RNA. Its product is annotated as WRKY transcription factor 22. The transcript is spliced from 3 exons. Lineage: Eukaryota; Viridiplantae; Streptophyta; Magnoliopsida; Asterales; Asteraceae. Bases 56 to 985 code for a protein of 309 amino acids. The record is from RefSeq and is a predicted model, not a curated record. Gene Ontology annotation, biological process: regulation of DNA-templated transcription. Gene Ontology annotation, molecular function: transcription cis-regulatory region binding; DNA-binding transcription factor activity. Gene Ontology annotation, cellular component: nucleus.